AGCGUUCAUGUCCCAAACAGCAGAGCGGCUCCUUCCAUUCACUGCUGGAGUUCUUCAUCACAUGCGAACUUCCAGCCUGUCAGCUCUUGUAAAACAUUUUAUGCGGUUUCAGGACUUUUAACGUCCGUUCGCUGUUUCCAGUCGGUGUUAGUCGCUGUAAUGGAGUGCCGUGUGUUGUCUAUUCAGAGUCACGUUGUCAGGGGAUACGUGGGGAACAAAUCUGCAACAUUCCCCUUACAGGUAAGCAGCAGAGACCUCAAUCUGCCUUUAAUGGGCUCACUUAGAUGUCUUUUAACAUGCUGUAAAAUUGAAGUUAAAAGCUUUUAACUCGUUGUGUUCAUUGAAACAGAUGGUCGCCUGUAUAACUUACUGUAACUGUUCACGUCCUGCUGAAAGCCUCAAGGUCGCUCAAAUCCACUCAGAAUAAACACACAGAAGUAGUUUCUGUCAGUGACUUUAAUAUCAUGAAUCUUGACCUAUCUUAACCAUUUUUUUAGUCCCACACUAGUCAGGCGGAUUUAGGGCUGCCAGUUGACACUUAUUUCCUCUUCUUGUGAAAGUGAACAGCUACAGGUGGAGCUGGAUGGUUUAUUUCAUUUAAUCUGAAGGAUUAGGAGUCACAGUGAGAGAUUUAGAAAGUCAGGUUUAAUGUUUUUUUUUUUUUUUUUUUUUUACAGAGACCAGCAUUUCAAUUAUAGAAGAUAACACAGUAAAGAACCAUGAGAUUUAUUUCCAGAUGUGUGUCUAUCAUUUAAUCUGAUUGCUCUGAUUGAAAAACUGUCUCUUUCUGCAGGUUCUGGGAUUUGAAGUUGACUCUAUCAACUCCGUACAGUUCUCCAAUCACACAGGUGAGUCUGAGGGACUUUAGAUCACUUUAUCAAAGUAGAUCAGGAUAUGUUCCACUUUCACAACACUUCAACGGCUUUUCCAUCAAAUGUGAUGAUAUUAAUUUACUGCUAUUAUUGUCUAACCACAUGGACUGGGGAGCUGAAGUUGUGAUUUAUAGUUUUGGGAGAUAAGCUCUCAGAUAUGUAGACUUUGACCACUAGAAGUCAUUUUGCUCACUCCAGCACAGUGUAGAAGUUAUUCAGCCGGUCAAGACAAGACAGGCUUCAAAACAUGACAACAAUGGUUGAAGGUCGUUUAUCAGUUUGGACAUACAGAAUGAAUCCUGUUGCACCAAAGUAAUCUGCAGAGCUUUGUAUGAGCUGAGGUGUCUUUCUUUAUUACUUCCAGAGUUAAACUUUCAACUACAUGUUUGAGAAAUGGAAGACAAACAGCAGUGAUACAGCUGCUGUUAUCGUAGUAAAGUUCUGUAAGUUUACUGGAACCAUCAGACCUACAGAUGCUGUUUUACAAUCAUAAGAUAACAUCAACUGUUUGACAAAAAAUAGUUUAAAAACAUGAAGAAAACUGAUCAUUUCUACAAUUUGUGAAUCAGUACAAUAGUCAUCAGUGUUAAUUAGUAACAUUAUGAUUUGGUAGUCUAUCUUCGAAUCAGCCAUAAUAGAAAGGAUGUCAGAUUUUGUAGGAAUCCUUGAUGAACAUUUGCAUUUAAAUGUAAACAUAUUAGCUUUCAGACAGUAUUUAUUUUAAAUGUACAACUUGCUGAAAGCCAUGCAGCUUUUCCUCGAGCCAGCUUGUGUCUUCUCAUUGUACUUUAUCAACUACUAAAAUCCAACAAAAGCAGAGUCGUGAAGUGGAGUCCAACGUGUUAAAUUACUCUGAAAACAACAUAAAUAUAUCAAAUUGAAGCUUGUUGGCUGAGGGUAGGAUUAUACAAGAGUGAGAACGCCAAAGCAUGCAAAGAAUUUCCUCUGCCACGAGGGCACGAGACAGCGACACAGAAAUGAGCUCGAUCCAGGGAUCUUUGCUGUGCUUUCAGAUGAUGAGGUUUAGAGGAAACUGGCAUAAAUGUACAAUGCAACCUUUCAUCGAGUUCAUACUGUGUCCAAACAGCAUGAAUACUCGUGUUUCUUUUUUUUUUAUAAGAGGCUCACAUGUUUCCUCUCCCCUCAACAACAGCACAUGCUGCUUCUUUUCUUCAAACACUCAGUCAAGUCUCACAGUAGGAAGUCCUUUCUCUCACCUAGGGUUGGGCUUAGGUUACAUAUAAACUCUGUGCACUGGUGUGGAGAAUAUUAAGUGUGUGUUUGACUGUGUGCUAUCAUUUGCAGUCUGAACAGUUUGAGGGUCUUUUCUAGGCCAGUAGUAAAAAAAAAAGAAAGACAGAGAGACAAAGAGAAGAAGAAAUUGGCAGUCAGCACACAGGCGUCCCAUUGAAACACAGAUGAGGCCCUGUUAGGCUCUCGGUACAGAGGAGAGGAGCCUCAGCAGAGGAAGUUGGGGUUGGAUGACAGUUAUUUGUUUCCUGUCUGCAGAUCAUAAUGAGUAAUAAAAGUUUUAUCUCGGAUCUGAAAUGAUUUGAGUUAAAUGAUGAAGUAAAGUGACCAACACACUUUGUGGAGACCAAAGGAAGAGCGGUGUUGUCUUAUGGAAGCCCGAUGAAUUGAGCUCAUAGAGUGAACCAAGGUGGCAGUACUGCAGAUCCUACACAGGGGUGUCAGACUCAACCUUAGGCCUCAUCAGACCAGCUUUUCUUGAAAAUGAAGCAUUGCAAGAGGUGGUGAGCACCCACUGAAGCUCCAUCACAGGCAGAUGAAGACAGUCUGAGAAUGUCGGCUCUUUAAGCUCUGGGACGAUCAUGCUGUGCAGCUACAGCCAAUUAGCCCGAAUAAAAAGAGUUUUUCUUGGCAAGGUGUCGUGCAUAAGACCUGUAAGAAUGACUGUGAUGUUCAGUCAGGCAACACCGAGCGCAUGAUAUCCCAUACUCAAAUCCUUUUUGUUUUUCCACUCGAAUCAACUUUACUGGACCUCUCAAUGUCUGUAACUCAGGUGAAAACACUGAAUAUUUAUUCCAGGACCAAAGAUUGUUGUUUUUGUUGUUUGUUUUUGUUAAAUAGUGCUAUAGUGUCAUGGUUGGGCAAACCCUGAAUAGUCAUAAAUAAUAAUAAUAAUAAUGGUACAUUUUAUUUUUAAAGCACUUUUCAUAAAACACAAAGACAUUGCACAAUGCAAAAACAACAACAAAAAACAAUACCGACACUUAUAAAUGAACAUUAAAAUUAGAUAAAACAAACAAACAGUCACAGACAGACAAACACAAAAGACAAAACAUCACAAUGACAGAUUAAAAGCCUGUCCAAAAAAGUGAGUUUUCAGCAUAACGACUUAUAUUUUCCAAAUCAUGAAUCAUGAAAAAGUUGUGUAAUUUCACAUUUCCAUUUCCUCUCUUGAUCUCCAGGCUAUGCACAUUGGAAAGGGCAGGUACUGACUGCAGAGGAGCUUAAUGUGCUCUAUGAGGGCAUAAAGCUUAACAAGGUGAACCAGUAUGAUUACAUCCUCACAGGUGAGUCUGAGCUCAGGACCCUGGGAGGAAAAAGUUCAAACAAGUCUUCAUGCAAAUUCAUUCAAACAUUUUACAAUUCUCCUCAAAGUGGCCUCAGUGUGUGAGUGGGGUGGGGAGACAAUAAGACAAAAAUAUUCAGCUGCAGCUUAUCAACUUGUUGUAGUUUAAAUGCUAAAAGAGGGUUUUGAUGCUUUCACUCCCAAGGCUACAGCAGGGACAUGUCGUUCCUGGAGACGGUGGUUGACAUUAUUCAGGAGCUGAAGAAGGCCAAUCCCAGCCUGGUAUAUGGUCAGUGUAUAUCUGUCUCAGUCCUAUAUAUAUAUAUAUAUUUAUAUGUAUAUAUAUAUAUAUAUAUAUAUAUAUAUAUAUAUACCAGUCUCACAGGUGUAUCAAUUGGCUGUUUGAUUGUAAACCCACUUUUGAUUUGUUUCUCAGUUUGUGAUCCAGUAAUGGGAGAUCACGGCGUCAUGGUAAGAAUUUUACAGUAACUUCCUGUCAUCCUCUGACUAAUAAAACAACUAAUGAGCAAAUUUUUAUGUCAUACCAUAUUUGUAAAGAGGCCAAACAUUUAAAGCAGUUUUUAAAUGGUUUUGCCUUUUGUUGUUGUCUGUUUCAGUAUGUUCCAGAGCACCUGCUGCCGGUAUAUAGAGAGAAAGUGGUGCCUUUAGCCGACACCCUCACCCCCAACCAGUUUGAAGCAGAGUAAGCGGACUAAAAUGAAUAACAUGAUUUAAAACAGUCUGAAAAGAUUCAUAAAAUAGAGUGUAAAUUGAAUACUUAGUCUGUGCAUUAUUUCACAGGUUAUUAACAGGCAGGAAAAUCAACACAGAGAAAGAUGCUGUGGAGGUGAGAGUCCAUUCAGUUCCCCUCUGUGCUGCACAUAAUCUUGAUUAUGACACCAAAAGCCUGAGUAAAUGAUCAUAUUCAUGCUCUCCAGGUGAUGGACUUGCUGCACAACAUGGGUCCAGAGACCGUCGUCCUAACUAGUACAGACCUGCCUUCAAAAUACGGUGACCAUUACCUCGUGGCCCUUGGGAGCCAAAAAAUCGGUAAACAUGAAGCAAACUAACCGUAUUCCUUGUCUUGUUGAAGAGUUAAUAUCCGCUGACGUGGUUUUAACGCCUGUCCCUCAGUGUCGACAUCACAACCCUGUGUUUCUUCAAUCUAGUGAAUGAAGAUGGGACCAACACCUGUCAGAAAAUCUGCAUGGACAUCCCGAAGGUUGAUGCUGUAUUUGUGGGGACAGGAGACUUGUUCGCUGCUCUUCUGCUGGCCUGGACUCACCAUCACCCUAAAGACUUGAAGGCCAGUAACAACACGGACCCUCUAAUCAAAACAGCUGAUGAUGACUUUGUUGUGUUUUUAUUUGAAGAAUUCAUCCCAACAAACCUUUUUUCUGUUUUUCCGACAGACUGCCUGUGAAAAAACGGUUUCGGUUAUGCACCAUGUCAUCAAGAGGACCAUUUCAUACGCCAAUGGUAGGGUUUGUGUGUUUUUAUUGAGCCCCUCCCCUUCUAUCUUGAAGUAGGAGUCGCUCUCCUCUGCUCUAUCUACACAGUCAGUGUUGGUAUGUAAACUAUUGGUAUGCAUGAUAGAACAACCACGAGUAGACAGUCAUCAAGAUGAAUGUCCUCGUUGAUAACAUUGUUCAGUGUCAACCACUGAUAACAGUGAUUUACUCAAAGACUGCAAACACCUUCAAGAUUCCUCCUGGAUAAAAGAUUCAUGUCUUGAACUAAGAAUAAGCGUUUGUAUGUUCAGUUGACCAGAGACUCCAAAGACUUCAGUUUAUUGUAGUUUCGUUCUGACUGUUCCUCUCUCUCUCUUUCAGAGGUUGCUGGUCCAGGAAACAGGCCCAGUCCUGCUCAGCUAGAACUGAGGAUGGUCCAGAGCAAAGCUGACAUUGAGAAUCCUGCCAUUGUAGUGGAAGCAAAGGUUUUAGAGAAGUCUGUGGACUAAGAAAAAGAAGAGGUAAACAUUCACAUUGUGCUGGGACAAAUCAGCUUCAUAGGAUUUUUCAACAUUUCACAAUAAUCUGAAGAAUUAUGGCUGUCUUCUCAUCAGAGAGGUCAGCAGGAUUGGUUUAUUUACAUUCAGCCUACAGACACACCUGAAUUACUGCCAUAUGUCUUUGCACUGUGGCCUGUGUACAUAAUGUCCAAUUCGAAGAAAAAGGACAUUAUCAUACUAUGCGCUCGUUGAAAUAUAGUGUAAAGGGAAUCCUGAGUUUUCCUUUACACAGGAGGGACUAUCGAGUUACUCAUCUCAAUUAAGCUCAGUUUCAAAUUUACAAAACCAUAGGUGCGUGUGUAUAAUUCUACAAAACAGUUAUUAAUGACAGUUCACAUGUACUGUAUUUAGGCGUGUUGCUCACAAGUGAAGCAAGUACCUAAGACGUACAAAACAUACUGUAUUAGGCCAAAAGCAACACAUGAUGGUAACUCCAAACUAUUCAGAGCUUUUGCAGAAAACAAAACUAACCUCUACUUUCCCAGGAGCUGUUAAAGUCACUGGCAAUUUCCAGCUGUGAGUUUUUAAUAUGAUAAUAUAUAAUUAAUAUGAUAAAAUCGAUGCCUUCAGGGCCUUUAGUGUACUGUAGUCUCCCUGUUCUUAACUAAGUCAAUUGUUACAUGAAUAUUAAACUGUGCAAAUUUUAAGUGCAGAAAUGUGUUUUGUAAAUUUCACAAUGUAUCCAACAGAUUAUGCAAUUUAUAUGUAGUCUGUAGAGUGUCAUCACCAUGAUUUGUUUCACUUCCUCCUGCUUUCAGGAACUCUUUAUUUUCAUGUUCAUCCUAACAGCACAUGUCCACAGCUGUUUGAGAAUCUGUUUUCUUGACAUGAAUUUCACUUGAAGGUGUGUAACAUGUUUGGACCAUGUCUUAAACAUCUCAAAUUGAGGUAUUUGCACAGAUAAUCACUAAUACAUUUGCUGGAAAUAUGUUUGUUUUUCAUUUUUGACCACUGUCAUAUCUCAGAAUGAGUUUUAAUGAGAGACCUGACUGUAUAAUAGCCUUAACAUUGUUGCAAGGAAAAACAAUGGAUGUGAAUGUUUUUGUGUACCACUGUCAUGUUUGAUCCACACACAACACGGUAGAAGGACAAGUGCCAAACCUUAUGCUGCUGCGCCGGACUAGGGACACAUAGAAACUGAAUUAAUAAAUGAUUAAUAUUUUAUUGAAAAAG
Xyrichtys novacula (pearly razorfish) is the source of this 6592-nucleotide messenger RNA. The record is from the annotation of a GenBank genome assembly. Lineage: Eukaryota; Metazoa; Chordata; Actinopteri; Labriformes; Labridae.